UUUAGCUGCCUCGCCUUCUGAAUCUAGAUUCUAGAGGGACGUAUGUUCAGCUGCUUCGCAUUCUGAAUCUAGGGUUCCUCGCUCCAGAACCUGGUUCUUCUCACGCCUCGCCUUGGCACUUCCGGUACAGUAUCGGUUGCCUCCUCGCUUGCCGAUGGUGAUUCUAGUCUCGUCUUAGUCGCCAACGCAGAGCCGUGCUCUCCCUUUUGAGGCGCCUCAAAAGCAGAGCCGUGCUCUCCCUUUUGCGCUUCGCGGACGGGAAUUCGUAGGCUCCUUUUUAAUGAUCGAAUAUUGCCUGUAGCAUUAUUGUGCGAUGGCCAAGAAAGAGAAGGACGCGUGCCGUAGGUGAUUUUCUAGUCCACUCUAAUUCCAGCUACGAAGGGGGAAGUGGACGUGCGUCGUUGGUGAUAUUUUGGCGCGGGCUUUAAUUGACCCGAGUUCCAGCCAUGACGAAGGAAGAGAAGUACGUGCGUCUUAGGUGACCUUUUCAUUCGAACUCAAGUUUCAAGAUUCAAGAAUCUCUAGUGGACUUGAAUGUCAGCCAUGAGGGAGGAGGAGGAGGACGUGUGCAGGAUUUGCCGCGCGCCGGCCGCGGACGGGGAUCCGCUGUACCACCCGUGUGCUUGUAGCGGGAGCAUCAAGUUCGUCCACCAGGGCUGCCUGCUGCAAUGGCUGCACCACAGCAACAAGACGCACUGCGAGGUGUGCAAGCGCGCGUUCAUCUUUUCCCCCAUCUACGCGCCCAACGCGCCGUCCCGCCUCCCCCCGAACGAGUUCCUCGCGGGGGCCGCGCUGAUGGCGGGGAAAGCCGUCUUCUUCGUGCUGCGCGCGGCCCUGAUCGCGUUCGUCUGGCUCCUGCUCGUCCCUUUCCUCACCAGCUCUGUCUGGCACUUGUGUUUUCUGCGCGAUUGGACCAGAAUCGGGGGUGUGUUCAGGGAGAGGAUGACUGGUGCGGCGCUCUUUCAGGACUGCGUGCUGGGGAGUGUGCUCUCUGCGGCGGUGAUUCUGUUCUUCCUGAGUUUGUCCUCGUUAAGAGAGUACCUCGCGCAGUUGUUAGAGCAGCAGAUUGAGGGGGAGGAGGGGUUUGAAGUGGGUGUGGGGGGUGGGGAGGAGGAGGGGGAGCAGGGAGCGCUUAUGGCACACGGGCAGCAGGUUCAGCAGGGGCAACAGGGGCAACUGCAGGGGCAGCAGGGGCAACAGGGGCAGCAAGGGCUGCAGCAGAGGCGGCAUCAUCACCAUCAUCACCAUCACCAUCACCACCACCACGAGCACCAGCAUCAGCACCACCACCAUCACCAGCACCACCAGCACCAGCGCCACCAGCUGCACCGUCACCAGCACCAGCCGCCCCCCCCUCCACCACCCCCUUUACAACAGCAAGCACAGGGAGAGCCACGGAUAAGACAAAAUGGGGAAGAGGGAAGGGGGGGAAGGGGGGCUCUAGGUCCGCCGCCUCCGCCUCCUCCGCGCCCGUUUCCCCCUCCGCCUCCCCCUGUGGUUCCACCCCAGGGGACUCCCCCCCUCCCCGCUUCCUCUGGGCGACCAUUCUCGUUCAGCGGCCAUGCAGCUGGCCCUGCGACUGGGGCUGCGACUGGGCAUGCGACAGAGCCUGAAAUAGAGCCUGCGACUGGCCCUGCGACUGACGGCCAGCCGUUUGUGUUUGGCGCCAAUCCGUCCGCCCAGGAGACCCCUCGCUGGCCGAAAUUCUCCCUACGGGAAGCAGGGGAGGCGUGGCAAGCGGCACCAGGGCAGUUUGGCAAGGUCAAAGGCCGUGGAAGUGGGAGCGGAGAGGGGAGCUCCGGAGUGGAAGGGAGAGGAGGGAGAGAAGGCUCGGAGGGAGGAGGGAUAGGGAGGGAAGGGGCGGAGAGGGACGAGGCUGGGAAGGAAGGGGCAGAGGAAGGAAGUGCGCCUGUGCUGGAUAAUGGUUCUGGAGAUGGUGAGGGCGAGGCGGAUAAUGGUGCAAGCAGCGGAGGGGCUUGGAGGUGGUCGGGGAUGAGGGAUGCUGUGGAAGAGGGGAGCACUGCGCGGAAGGGGGGUGGCAGCGGAGGCGGGGAGAGAGGGGGUGGGAGUAGUAAGCUAGGUGGGGGGAGUGCGGGUGAGGGCGGGCGAGUGGGUGGGGGAGAGGGGGGGGGGGAAGAUGCGAGAGAGGGCGGACAAGUAGGGAGAUUGAGAGUUGGGGAGGAAUCAGUGGGGCGGGGUAUUGACGGUAGAGAUGGCACUGGCAAGGGUAAAGGAGUGGAGAGGGAUGGGGAUGGGUCGGGAGGUGGUGUGCGGGAGGAGGGGGCGGAUGGGGAGGGGAGGAGGGCGCAGGGGAGUGCGUGGGGGAAUGAGAGGUAUGGAGAUGGGGAGCUUAGUGAAGGGAGUGAGGAAGAGGAGGAGGAGGAGGAGGAGGAGGAGGAGGAGGAGGAGGAGGAGGGGGAGGGGGAGGAGGAGGAGGGGGAGGGGGAGGAGGAGGAGGAGGAGGAGGAGGAGGAGGGAAGUGAGGAUUAUCACGAUGAGGAGGAGGAGGAGGAGUAUGAGGAAGAGGAGGAGGAGGAAGAAGAGGAAGAGGAAGAGGAGGAGGAAGAGGAAGAAGAGGAGGAAGAAGAGGAGGAGGAAGAGGAGGAUUUCGAGGAGGCGGAAGGGGGGAUGGUGGAGGGGGAAUUGGACGAGGAUGGCGAGCCGAUGGACGAUUUGGGGUUUGAGGAGCUCAUAGGGCUGCAGGGACCUCUGUGGCGGCUGUUUGAGAACGCCACCACGGUCCUCUGCAGCAACUUCUUUGUGCUCGUGCUCGCCUUCUUCCUCCCUUUCAACAUCGGCCGCCUGUACAUCGCGCUCUUCUCCUUCCUCUUCCUCUCACCCGCCUCCACCGUCUCCCUCGUGCCUCUCUACUCCCUCCUCCUCGGCCCGCCCUCUCUCCCCCUCCCCACCCCCCAACCCCUCCCCUCCCCUUCCUGCAUCCCGCCCAUCUACCCCACCUAUCUCAACGCCUCAAACCUUUUCACCCACUUGGCCUUCUGCCCGCUGUCCUCUCGGCCUCUGUCUUCUGGUGAAAGGAAUCUCCCCUUCUGUGCGUAUGAGCACAAGGGUGAGCAUGAGUAUUCCUGGGAGUCGUAUCUCCCUCCGCCUUUCGCACGAGCGUCUAAGUCCUUUCUGCAGCUGCACAGCCGGAGGGGGCAGAGGUUAGAGGACGAGCAGUGGAACAAGAGUAGAGAGGCAGUGGGUGGGUUGGUGGGGAGUGCAGGGGCGAUUGCAGAGCGUAGGGCGGAAAGUGCGGCUGGAGGGAAGCACGGUGUGGUGCACAGUGGGGACUGCAGUAGCUCUGCUCGUGAUAGCCCUCAUGCCAGCAGCAAUGAUAGCACCAGCAGCAGGACCAACAGCAACGACAGCAGCAGCAGCAGCAGGAGCAGCAGCAACGACACCAGCAGCAGCAGCAGCAGCAAGGUUUCUUGGCUCAAAUCCACCCCUCCCGCCACCACCACCGCUCCCACAACCCCCACUACCGACCUCCCCACCACCACCACCCUCCUCUCGCACCUCCUCCACCUCUCCUCCGCCCACCUCCUCUCCCUCUCCCACCAACUCGCCCUAGCAGCCGCGCUCUACUCCCAGUGGUGCUGCACCCUUCUAGGCCUCCGCUGGGCGGACUCAGGCCACGGGUUGGCUGCAGGGAACCUGGUGUCUCUACUGGUGGGGUACGAGGUGGUGGGGUUCUGCUGCGCGCUCUAUGUGCUCGCGGCCAUCCAGCUGAGGAGAGCCCGAGGGCUGCCGCUGGUGGGGGCUCUGCCCGCCACGCUGCUGGCGCUGCUGCAGGUGGCGCCGGCUAUACAAGAGCAUCUAGUGGGUGCUGUGAGGCACGGUCUAGUGGUUCUAAAGGUCACUAGUCUGCUAUCGGUCGAACUCGGCGCCUUCCCGUUCCUCUGCGGCUGGUGGAUCGACUUCUGCUCCCUCGCUCUCUUUGGCGCCUCGCCCUCUGACCGCCUCACCUUGCUGCUGGCGCACCCGCUGCUCUGCUGCUUCCUGCACUGGUUCGUGGGGAUCCUCUACAUGUUACAAGUCAGCCUGCUGGUUACCAUCCUCAGAGAGAUUCUCCGGCCAGGGGUCCUGUCGUUCCUCAGGGAUCCCACGGACCCCAACUUCAACCCCUUCAGAGACCUGGUGGAGGACCCCAUCCCCAAGCACGCCCGCCGCAUCGUGCUCUCGCUGUUUGCAUACGGGGCGCUGGUCGUGCUGCUGCUCUUCCUACCCAUUAGAGCAGCUAUUGCCAUCGCCCCGAGCAUGUUCCCCUUCAACUACAGGUUCUCAGACCCCCUAAUGGAAAUACCUCUGGACAUGCUGCUCUUCCACGUGUGCAUCCCCUUUGCCAUCGACCGCCUGCGCCCCCGUGCCACCAUCAAGGCUGCGCUCGCCCUCUGGUUCCGUGCUGCAGCCCACCUCCUGCACCUGCAGCACUACCUGCUCCCCCCUCCUGCUACUCCCGGUGCUGCUGACGGUGCUGCUGCUGCUGGUGCCCCCCCUGCCCCUGCUGGUGCUGCUGCUGCUGCUGGUGUUGCCGGUGCUGGUGCUGCUGUUGGUGGUGGUGGUGCUGCUGCUGCAGCAGCUGCUGCUCCCCCUCCUCCACCACCGCCUGUAGCCUUUCGCCCUCCUCCCCCUCCUGUCGCGUUCCACCCUGCCGCUCCUCCCCCUCCCCCUCCCCUUGCCGUCCAACCCCCUCACUCCUCGUUAGCGCCUGAGUCCUCCAUUGUUGCACCACCUUCCCACGCUGAAACUCCCGCGGAUAGCCGUUUGGUCAACAGAAUUGCUGCUGCCGAAAGGGCAGCAGCAGCAGCCCUGGCGAGAGCAGCAGCAGUGCCAUCGCGAGGGACGAUCGCAUUUCGAGUAGAGGGAGACUCGGUAGAGGGAGGAGCAAGAGUAGCAGCAGCAGCAGCAGCAACAGCAGGGGCAGCAGGGGCAGCAGCUGGGAUAAGGUUUGGUUCGUAUAGCAGGGAAGUGGUCGAAGAGGAGGAGGAGGAGGGCAAGGAGGAGGAGGUGGAGGUGGAGGUGGAGGAGAGAGGGGAGAUGGGAAGAUUGAGGGAACGGGGAAAGGCGGUUGAGGUAGAGAGGGAGGAGGAGAGGGGGACGGCAGAGGGAGAAAGGGAACUGGAGGAGGUCGGGGAAAAGGAAGGGGUUAAUGCAACCAAUAACAGCCACAAAUACAGUGGCGGGAGCAGCAGCAAUGGCAGCAGCAGCAGCAGUGGGGUUGGCGUCGUCGACAGUAGCAGCAGCGAUGGGGGUGGAGGGGCGGGUGGGGGAGGGAGCAAGAAGGGGGACGAGCAUUUCCGGGUGCGGAUCGUGGCGCUGCUGGUGGUGGCAUGGGCGUCCCUGGCAGCAUUCAACACCGCCGUGGUGCUGCUGCCCGCGGCCGUGGGGCGAGGGGUUUUCUGCCUCUCUGCCUCCCUCCUCCCUAGUGCGGCUGACGACUCUCCCUGCAAUGAUCUCUAUUCCUUUGGCAUCGGCGCCUACCUCAUCUGGGGAUCUAUCGCAGCCAUGCGUGCUGCUGCCUUGCGGUUACCACGUAACAACCUGCGAGCGUUACUGCUGCCUCUGGUGCACUGGACUGCUGUGGUACUUAAAGCAGCGCUGCUGCUGCUGCUCUGGUUGGUGGUGGCCCCCAUCCUAGCAGGUCUGCUGGUCGAUCUAGCGGUCAUCAUGCCCAUCCGGGUGCCCAUCAACGAGUCUCCCCUGCUCUCUCUCUACCACGACUGGGCGCUCGGACUCAUCCUUCUCAAGCUGUGGGCCAGAAUAGUGACAGCCCAGAACCACCUGCUAGCCAAUCAAGAGUGGCGCGCACGCUUCGUUCGACUGCAGCAAGACGGCCUGCGAAACCUCAACGCCCGCCGCACCUUCCAGGAAAUCAUCUCUCCAGUCCUCCUCUUCCUCCUCACCGCGCUCACCGCUCCCUUCCUUACCGUCCGCACCAUCCUCCCCCUCCUGCGCCUGCCCCCUGUGCUUGAGUCUGCUGCGUUUCGGUUUGCUUGGAUCACUGCACUGGGGGUGGUGGGGACAGCGCGGGUGUGGCGGCGGGUGUGUGACUGGCUGGUGUCCCUGCACGACGCGAUUCGGGACGAUCGGUAUCUUGUUGGUCGGCGCCUGCAUAAUUUCCAGCAUCAGCGGUCUUCUGCUGCUGCUGCUGCUGCUGCUGCUGCUGCUGGAUUGUAGUAAUGGCUUUGUUUGACCCCGUCUCUCUUUGUACAAAAUGGUCGUUAUUGUUGUCCCGGUAAAUGCAUUCACACUCUACAGGGGCACUUCCAAAAGUCUAGUAGAUGAAUGAAACA
Molecule: messenger RNA, 6293 nt
Organism: Closterium sp. NIES-67
Lineage: Eukaryota; Viridiplantae; Streptophyta; Zygnematophyceae; Desmidiales; Closteriaceae
Source: the annotation of a GenBank genome assembly